This is a messenger RNA of Parasteatoda tepidariorum (common house spider), 738 nucleotides long. The record is from RefSeq and is a predicted model, not a curated record. NCBI's taxonomy places the organism in Eukaryota, Metazoa, Arthropoda, Arachnida, Araneae, Theridiidae.
AUGGAAAUCAAAAAUUGCGUCGGAAUAUGCACCGAUGGUGCUCGUACAAUGUCCGGAAGAUUCAAAAGUGUACAAGCACUUGUAAAACAAAAAUCGCCUCAAUGCGUCUGGACACAUUGCAUGAUCCACAGAGAAGCUUUGGCUUCGAAAGAAAUAAGUCGUGGUUUGAAUAUUGUGUUAACUACGGUUGUAACCAUAGUAAAUUAUAUAAGAAUGAGACCCCUGAGAUCGAGAAUCUUUUCCGCACUUCGUAAAGACAUGGGUUCAGUACAUUCAGCAUUACUACUUCAUUGUGAGGAAAGAUGUUCAUCACGUGAGAAAUUUUUGCAACGUGUUUAUGAAUUAAGAGAAGAAAUCACCAUUUUCCUAGAAGAUAGCAGACCGGAACCCGAGAAUUUUCGCGAUUGUUUAUUUGUGAUGAAAUUGAGCUACUUGGUUGUCUUAUUCCAGAAAUUAAAUAACUUGAAUCUUCAACACCAGAAAGCAAAUACACAUAUGUUGGAUACGAGUGAUAAAGUUAAUACUUUUUGUAGAAAAUUGGAAUUGAGUGACAGAAAUUUAACGCAAAAAAAUCUAACAAUGUUUUCAAUUUCAAAUGUGGAUAAUUGUACUAACACUUAUAAAGCUGAAGAACAUAUAAAUGCCGUUUUUGUAACCACUGAAAAUCAUUUAGCCAUGCUGGCGAAGAAUUUGAAAAAGUAUUUUCUUGCUGACGACAAACUGAUAGCAAGUUACUAG